Molecule: messenger RNA, 2083 nt
Organism: Harpegnathos saltator (Jerdon's jumping ant)
Lineage: Eukaryota; Metazoa; Arthropoda; Insecta; Hymenoptera; Formicidae
Gene: MED26
Product: mediator complex subunit 26
Exons: 4
Coding region: 252-1952 (566 amino acids)
Biological process (GO): positive regulation of gene expression; regulation of transcription by RNA polymerase II
Cellular component (GO): nucleus; mediator complex; core mediator complex
Molecular function (GO): transcription coregulator activity
Source: RefSeq, a predicted model, not a curated record
ACGACGACGACGACGACGACGACGUUGUCGUCGUGGUCGUCGUCGUUGUCGUCGUCGUCGUUGCAUCGUACUGUGCCGUGCAGUUCCGUGCCGCACUGUGACGUGCAUCGUGUGCCGCUCUCGGCUCUUUUACAUGCACGUGCAACGUGAGACGCGGUAUUAGUUUGUGCUCUACGUGCUGCUCUUCCUGGUCUUGCUGUCUCACUCUUUCGUGAUAUGUCGCUCAAUGCGCGUUUGUGUGCGUACGUGUGAUGUAUGUGCCGUGCAUGCGUGUGUAUGGGUGUCGUGCGUGUGUCAUCGACAUGGGAGUUGUUGUUGACAUCAUUUCGGUUUUGGAAAAGACGACGAUCACCAAAGAGGUGUUGGAGGUUACGAGGCUCGGCAAGCAUAUCAACGAGCUCCGUCGAAAGACGGAUAACGAUGCUUUGGCCAGGCGUGCGAAGGAUCUGGUGCGUCGAUGGCGUGACAUGGUUUUACCAUCGGCGCACUCCACACCACAACCUACCCCGGCUGAUACAGCACCGCCAGCUCUCAACGGUGCAAAACCUCACAGUCCGGCCUUGAGGAGUUUGAAACCGCACAGUCCUGCUUUACGCGGACUCAAGCCUCAGAGUCCCUUAUUGAAAGAUGCCACUUCCCUCAGAGUGCUCAGUCCGGCGCUGUCCCUGCACAGUGACCAUUCGAGAUCUCCUAACGCGCCCUUGAACAAGCAGUCAAUUAUAUCGACCAGCAAUCACAGGAUAAGCUCUACCAAUGUGUCACCGGUGUUCGGUUCCUCGAGCCAAAACCAUACAACGGAGGCGGUGCCGCGUACACACAGUUCCAACAAGCGGCUACGAAAAGAGAAUAACAACAAGGACCAACGCCAUUAUUACCAAGCGCCGCUUGAGUUCACGCAGUCGAUGUUCGAAGUCGAGGAGUCCGCUGUCAAGAGACAGCGGCACAACGGCGAGAACACAAGUGGUAGUUUGAAUUUGCAAGUGCCUAGCCCUACACUGAAGGAACGAAUCUCCUCCGAUCGUUUCGCGGAGACCUCGCUCGAAACCGCGAACGAUACGGGCCCGAAGAAACGCGGCCGUAAGAAAGGCAGUAAGUCUGCGAAACGACAGGCGCCGUUGAAGGACUGCGUGAAGGAGAAGCUGGCCAGUAUCUCGAGGAACCCGAAGCUGAAGACUACGCAGGAGUUACUGGCCGAUCUACGUGGAGCCAACUGCAGCAGCAGUGCCGUCGGCGCGAGUGUCCUACCUAGUCAAAGCGGCGUCGCGGAGCCACCCAGUAUGGAGGAUAUUUUGCGAGGCAACAGUAGUGAACAAGUGUCCAAGUAUCUGCGUUGCUCACAGAAGAACUCGAGCCACCGCAAGAGCCCGAUCUCAGAGACAUCGUCCGACUCGAGAGCGCAGGUAUCACGGGGUUACAAGUCUACGGAGAACUGUCGCGAACGUUCGCCAGAGUCGUGUCAGGAGAGAUCGCGCGACGACAGGACGGACGUCGCCGCUGGCUCAUCAACGUGUCGAUCAUCUCCGCGGCGGGAACUUACGGUCGAGGAGAUACUGGCGAAAUUACCACCCCUAGAUCUCAAGUCGAUAGACUGGAGUGAUUGCGAGGCUGCCGAGCUCACAGACGAGCGGAAUGGCGUCGAGUGUUCGCCGCGGCGGGAGCCUACCGUUGAGGAUCUAGAGAGGUUACAAACGCAGUGCGUCGAAGGACUUAAUGGGAACUACCAGGCGAGGCUACCGUCGACCGCGUGUACAAACGACAACGAUGGCGAGCAACGCCUGAUGACAAAUCAAGGGAACGAAGUGUCGGUCGGAUUAUCGAACACGGGUGGUGUAAAAAGUGUAUACAACAACCAGACUGACGGUGCGGAGUUUCAGGAGUGGCAUCAGAUGUUGGCGAGGCCCAGUUACCAGGGCGAGACCCUCCACAUAUUGCCUUAUGUUAUUAUCGAUUAGUAAUUUUAUUAUCUUAUCCUAUUAUUAUUUCCGUUUCUCCACGUGCCCCCCCUCCCCCCUCUGCCUUCCCUUUCCCCUUCUGAAUCGAAUGAAAACUUGUGAAGAAAAUGCCUGCAAAAAUUAUUAAAUCG